AUGGACCGCAACUCUGUUCGCCGUAUGCGUUAUGCUAAGAUGGACAAGGGGAAAAAGGAUGCCUUGUUGCAGCGUAGGCGAGAUGCCUACGCGGAAAAAAAAUGUACUGGCCAUUCUUCUGCUACUGACGCUCUCGGUGCAUCUCAGUUAGAGCAAUGUGUGCACUAUAAAAAAGAUCCUUUGUCUACUUCACAACAAGUGGAUUCAUUUGUUUCCGUCUCUGAUUCUUUUGCUCAAGAUAUCCGACUACCUUCUCAUACUACUCCUCCUACCGUUCGUCAAAAAAAGGUAUAUAAAAGUAGGCAAAGCAAACGCAUGCCCGGUGCCUCAAAAGGUUUGCAGGAAUCAGGUGCUUUCCCGUCUGCCGCAGGAACUCUCCCCCCUGAUAACCAUGUACUUGUCAACAGUGAUGAUGCGUUAGCUGACAUGCUUGAUGCUACCGCAAACAAACUGGCUUCUAAGCUUAACCCGCAAUCAUCGUCUGUUGAACCAUCUCCUUCUAUGAUUCUUCAGGCUGUGUCUUCACUGUCACAAGCUCUUUCUGUUCCUCCUAUAGAAGAAGGCACCUGUGUUAUUGACUUAGGUAGAGCGGAAUCAUCUGGUGUUGCAAACAAUGCACAAAUCCUUGUUAGUACACAUGCUCUUAAAGAAGGGAGAAAAAGAAAAACUAGGCGCACCGCGUACUCUCGCUUGGAAAAGAUCCCUGAACAUUCUAUUGCUUUGCCAAAUGCUCCAAACUGUCAACAUUGUGGAGCAAAGAGAUUUCACUUGGAACCUCCAAAAUUCUGUUGCGCGGGUGGUGACGUUUCUGUUGUUGUGCCCGUCAUGCCUUAUAGUCUUUAUCGUCUUUUUUCUGGUACAGAUGAAGAGUGUGUUGAGUUUCGCAAACACAUCCGUACUUAUAACAAUAAUGUCGCCUUCACUACUUUUGGUGCAAAGUAUGACCAUGAUCUUACAAAGAACACCAAAGGAGUUUAUACCUUUCGCGUUCAAGGUCAGGUUUAUCAUUUGUUAGAUAGCUUAAUCUCCUCCGGCAAGCAACCUACAGGCAUACAGUUAUAUUUUUUUGAUGAGGAGGAAGAGCUAUCUACGAGGCUUCGUAAUUCCCCUAGGCUUCGUGAGAGUACUAUGAAGCUCUUAAUGCGUAUUCUUGAGUCUAAUCCUUACACUAGAUUCUUUAAGAGCUUGCGGGAUGUGGCAGAUCUGGAAAAUCACAAGAUUGUUCUUAACUCCAAUCCUAGCUUAGAUCAAAGGGUCUAUAAUCUACCAACCUCAUCCCAAGUUGCUGCAAUCUGGACAGAAUCUGAGGGCGAGUCGCUUGAAAAAGGUCCACAAAUUCAGUAUCCUCUCCUAUUUCCUCACGGUGAGUGUGGUUGGCGUCAUGGGAUACUAAGAAAUUGUGACUCAAGUAAACGAAAACGUGAUGCUUCUGAUGAUGCCAAUGUAAUUGAUGCUUCUUCAAUACGGACUGCCUCAGAUUUGAUUCGCAUGGAACAGGAAGCUUCUGAAAACGGCAGAAAAGAACGCCGCACUGUUUCUGCCCGAGAGUAUUAUUGUUACUUACUCCAGAUGAGAGAAAACGAUCGUUCCAUGUUAUUGCAUGCAAGGAGGCUCUUACAACAGUUUGUUGUUGAUGUCUAUGUAAAAAUUGAAACAUCUAGGCUUGAUUUCCAUAGGAAAAAACAGAAUGACGUUAGGACAGAAAUUCUACAGGGUGUUAUAGAUAGUAUAUCUGUGGGUCAGCGGCAAGGAAGCCAGGUUGGUCGGAGAGUGUACCUUCCAGCUUCGUUUAUUGGAGGUCCAAGGGACAUGCGACGGCGUUACAUAGACGCUAUGGCUUUGGUUCAAAAGUAUGGCAGACCAGAUAUUUUUAUUACUAUGACUUGUAAUACUAACUGGAAGGAGAUUCAGGAAAAUCUAAAGUAUGGAGAAGAUGCACAGGAUAGGCCUGAUUUGGUGUCCAGAGUUUUUAGAGCAAAAUUCGAAAUGCUUAAAUCUGAGAUACUAAAGAAAAAGAUCUUUGGAGAGGUCCAGGCUCUUGUUUAUGUUAUUGAGUUUCAGAAGAGAGGUCUACCUCAUGCUCACUUGCUCCUGAUUCUUAAGCAUGAAUAUAAGCCGUUGAAUCCUGAGGCUUACGAUCAAAUUGUUUCUGCUGAGAUUCCGGAUCCUGAUAAGCAGAGAUACCUGUAUUCACUUGUCAUCAAACACAUGAUGCAUGGUCCUUGUGGACAAUUGAACAAAGAUAAUGUUUGCAUGAAAAAUGGAACGUGCAGAAAUCAUUAUCCCAAGGAUUUCAGUGAAUACACUAUCCAUACAGAAGAUAGCUAUCCGCAUUAUAGAAGGAGGAGAAAUGGUCGAGUUGUAAGAGUACGGAAUAAAACACUUGGCAACCGUUGGGUUGUUCCGUACAAUCCUUACCUUCUUGCAUUAUUUGACUGCCAUAUGAAUGUUGAGAUUUGUUCAACGGUCAGGUUAGUCAAAUAUUUAUACAAAUACGUCUACAAGGGGCACGACCGUAUUAGCUUUCAUAUAAAUACUGGUUCUGCUGCUGAAAACAUCGAUGAAAUCAAUGACUUCCAAUCCGGACGAUGGGUCGCAGCUGCAGAGGCCUUUUGGCGCAUAUAUAGGUUUUCUUUAAAUGAAAUGACUCCUUCUGUUUACGCUCUUCAGGUACAUCUUCCAGGCCACCAGAUGAUUUCAUUUCAUAAACAUUCUGACCUUGCUGAUGUUGUGAACCGUGCUGAUUUUAGCAAGACAAUGCUUACACAAUUUUUUCACAUGAAUAAGACCGAUAAAAUAGCUCAAAACCUCAAUUGCCUUUACCGUGACUUUCCUGAGUUUUUUGUCUGGACUCCCAAAACAAGAAACUGGACUCCCAGGAAGCGGAGGUCGGUCAUUGGCAGAUUGGUAACUGUUAGCCCAACUGAGGGAGAACGUUAUUAUCUUCGAUUACUUCUAUCUCAUGUUCAUGCUCCAACGUCAUUUGAGGAUCUACUCACUGUCAAUGGUAAGCUUGCUCUAUCAUAUAGAGAGGCUGCCUUCGAAAUGGGUUUGCUCCAAUCUGAUACGUACUUAGAGGAUGCUCUUACGGAUGCAGCAACAUUUCAAAUGCCAUUCUCGCUCAGAACUCUGUUUGCAGUUCUCUUAGUCUAUUGCUCCCCCAGCAAUCCAAGGCUUCUUUGGGAAAGAUUCGAGGGUGAGCUUUCCCAGGAUUUAAAAAGGAACUCUCAUUUGACUGAUUGCGAUUCUGAUCAAAUAAGAAUGCGUACUCUCCAAGAGAUAAACAGAAUCUUAGAACAGAUGGGAAGGAAUGUGAGUGACUACCAUCUUGUUCCUGAAGGAUUUUCUCUUGUAUGUGAUGAUCGGCUCACAAAGGAGAUAGAGAGUGAGAGAAACAUUCCAUUCACGGAAGAAGACUUGCUCUUAUCUUCGAAAUUGAACGAAGCCCAGAAACAUGCUUACGAUGUUAUUCUAACUGAGGUUUAUUCUUCUGGGAGUAAGAGCUUUUUUGUUGAUGGUCCUGGGGGGACUGGCAAAACGUUUUUAUAUCGUUCACUUCUUGCAACGCUUAGAUCUCAGGGCUAUAUUGCGAUAGCAGUUGCAUCGUCCGGCGUUGCUGCUUCUAUUCUUCCUGGAGGAAGGACUGCUCAUUCAAGAUUCAAGAUUCCGUUGGAUGUGUCAGCGAGCAGAACCUGCCAAAUCAGCAAGCAGAGCUCUAUAGCUAAGCUGAUUUCGCUAGCCAAACUAAUUCUCUGGGAUGAGGCUUCGAUGGCUAAAAAGGAUACUGUGGAAGCAUUUGAUCUAUUGCUGAAAGAUGUGAUGGAUUCUGAUAUGCCUUUUGGUGGUAAAAUAGUAGUUUUUGGUGGUGAUUUUCGUCAGACUCUACCUGUUAUACCAAAUGCAUCUAGGGACCAGCAGAUCGAAGCUAGCUUUGUUAAUUCUCUUUUAUGGAAUACUCUGACAAAGCUUUCUUUAUCAGAAAAUAUGCGAGCCCUUUUAGACCUUCCAUACUCAGAUUUCCUUCUUAGAGUUGGUGAAGGCCGUGAACCUGAAGAUCUUGAAGGGAAAAUAUCUUUAUGUGAGCAUUUAUUAAUUCGGUACAAUAACAAGAAUGAAUCACUGAACAGGUUAGUGGAUUUUGUAUUCUCCGAUCUCUGCCUUUAUUCAUUAGAUCCAUACAGCAUGAUCAACAGAUGCGUUCUUACGCCAAAGAACUCCUGUGUCGAUGAUAUUAAUGAGAUGAUGAUUGAUCGAUUCCCUGGACAGGCCUAUGUUUAUAUGAGCACUGAUAGAACUCUAAAUGAAAGAGAUCAAGGGGACUACCAAGACUUUCUGAAUUCUUUAAAUCCCAAAGGUUUGCCUCCCCAUAAAUUAGUCCUGAAAGAAAACUGUCCUAUCAUUCUUCUAAGGAACUUAAAUCCUACAGAAGGAUUAUGUAAUGGGACAAGGCUCAUUUGCAGAAGCUUAAAACAGCAUGUGCUCUGUGCUGAGAUUGCAGUCGGUGAGCAUCGAGGCAAACAAAUUGUUUUGCCUAGAAUUCCACUGCAAACAUCUGAUGCUGAGAAGAUUGGAAUUCCUUUUAAACGUAUUCAGUUUCCAAUAAAGCUUUGCUUUGCCAUGACCAUCAAUAAGUCGCAAGGUCAAACAUUGGAUCGUGUAGGCAUCUAUCUCCGCGAGCCUGUUUUUUCGCAUGGCCAACUAUACGUUGCUUUAUCUCGCGCUAAGAUGGCAACUGCUGUUAAAGUUUUGAUAAUGCCACCAACUUUUCAUGAUACUGUCGUUGAGGUUAAAACCCGAAACGUUGUUUACCGGGAAAUUCUAGAAUUAGCUAAAAGAUGA
Messenger RNA from Coffea arabica (coffee), 4839 nucleotides. RefSeq lists its product as uncharacterized. Gene Ontology annotation, molecular function: DNA helicase activity. The record is from RefSeq and is a predicted model, not a curated record. Lineage: Eukaryota; Viridiplantae; Streptophyta; Magnoliopsida; Gentianales; Rubiaceae. Gene Ontology annotation, biological process: DNA repair; telomere maintenance.